This is a messenger RNA of Lolium rigidum, 1554 nucleotides long. Its product is annotated as berberine bridge enzyme-like Cyn d 4. Bases 1 to 1554 code for a protein of 517 amino acids. The transcript has a single exon. Gene Ontology annotation, molecular function: oxidoreductase activity; FAD binding. NCBI's taxonomy places the organism in Eukaryota, Viridiplantae, Streptophyta, Magnoliopsida, Poales, Poaceae. The record is from RefSeq and is a predicted model, not a curated record.
AUGGCUAUGCGCAAAGGCUUCGCACUCGCGUUCCUUGUGAGCUUCUUGUCAUGCCACCUGAUCCCGGUACCUUCCCAGGCUUCCUCUGAUGGCUUCCUCCAAUGCCUAAGGGAGAAGCUACCUAGCGAGCUCGUCUUCGAGCAGGGCUCCAGCAGCUUCACCACCGUGCUGGUCUCAUCCAUCAGGAACCCCAAGUUCUUCACCAACACUACGGUGAGGCCGCUCUGCAUCGUGACGCCCACCGACGCCACCCACGUCCAGGCCGCCGUGCGCUGCGGCCGCUGGCACGGCGUGCGCCUCCGCGUGCGCAGCGGCGGCCACGACUACGAGGGCCUCUCGUACCGUUCGGCGCGGUCCGAGGUGUUCGGGGUGGUCGACCUCGCCAAACUCCGCACCGUGAGCGUCGACAGGUUCGAGUCCACGGCCUGGGUCGACUCCGGCGCCACCGUCGGGGAGCUCUACUACACCAUCGCCAAGAACAACCCGCGGCUCGGGUUCCCGUCCGGUGUGUGCUCGACCAUUGGUGUGGGCGGCCACUUCAGCGGCGGCGCCAUCGGCAUGAUGAUGCGCAAGCACGGCCUCUCCAUCGACAAGGUCAUCGACGCCAAGCUGGUCAACGCCAACGGUGAUCUCCUCGACAAGGCCAGCAUGGGGGAGGACCUCUUCUGGGCCAUCCGUGGUGGCGGCGGGGAGAGCUUCGGCAUCGUGCUCUCCUGGAAGGUCCAGCUUGUUCAUGUCCCAUCGAUAGUCACGGUGUUCAACAUUGGAAAGCCGCUUGACCAGGGUACCGUAGAACUCCUCACCAAAUGGCAAGAAGUCGGGCCAUCACUCCCCGACGACCUUACCAUAAGGGUGAUCCUGCAGAGGGACCAAGCCCUGUUCCAGGCUCUAUACCUCGGCACGUGCAGGUUGCUCGCGGUGACGAUGCGCAGUAAGUUCCCCGAGCUCAACAUGACGACCGCUGACUGCCACUCCAUGACCUGGCUCCAGUCCGCGGCCUUCAUCAACUCCGGCAACACCGACGUGGAGGCGCUCCUCAGCCGGAACACGAGCCUGAGCACCUUCACCAAGAACAAGUCCGACUACGUCCGGACCGCCAUCUCCAAGCUCGACUGGAGCAACAUCAUUUCCUGGUUCCAGAUGAACGCAGCCGGGAUGAUCAUCCUCGAGCCCCACGGAGGGUUCAUGGGGACCGUACCAGCCGCCGCCACGCCGUACCCGCACCGCAACGGCGUGCUCUUCAACAUCCAGUACAUCGUGUUCUGGCAGGGCGACGGCACGGCGACCACUACCUGGCUCGCCAACUUCUACGAGUUGAUGGGGAAGCACGUGAGCAACAACACGAGGGAGGCGUACGUGAACUACCGGGACCUGGACAUCGGGCAGAACGUGGUGGUGGGCGACGUCAGCACGUUCGACGGCGGCAAGGUUUGGGGCGAGAAGUACUUCAUGAGCAACUUCGAGAGGCUCGCGUCGGUGAAGGCGGCCGUCGACCCCACCGACUACUUCAGAAACGAGCAGAGCAUCCCGCCUCUGCUCCAAGGUCAAAAGUGA